This is a messenger RNA of Dimorphilus gyrociliatus, 2069 nucleotides long. Lineage: Eukaryota; Metazoa; Annelida; Polychaeta; Dinophilidae. The record is from the annotation of a GenBank genome assembly.
AUUUCCGGUUGAAUCACGUGAUCGACCGCAUGUUGAACGUACCAAUAACGUCGAGAAAACGAUUUAAUAUCGUUCCGAGCUUUCCUAAUGGAAGCACCCAGCUUACAGGGAUUUUAACUGAAAAUUCGAAUUUAACCCACUUUCAGACUAAAGAGUUGUGCCGGCAUUGCGGUUCUGAAGUCGUAGAAUUUAAAAAUCAUCGUUUUAAGGACGAAUCACUAUUCAAGUUAUGUUCUUCACCAAUAUGCGUUGCUGAUGCAUUUGAUGACAGUUGGGCGGGUAAUUUGCCAUACGGAAACGAUCAGCCAAUUUUGGUACCUUUACCGAUAAAACCAUCUGUACCGUCUCAAAACAAUGACUAUCAAGAUAUUCUAGACGAGAUGAAUGGGUGUGUCACAGUUCCUCACCAAACAGAAAAUACUUCAGACCUUUUACCGGUUGAGUCCAACUUUGUUCCAAUAAAAACUACUGAAAAUUGUAAACUAAGUGAAGAUUCUUCAGGAAUAGAUGUUCAAUCUUGCUCUUCUUCUAAUUCUGAUAAUAAAAUGAAGAUGUCUAGUCAAAAUGUAUUUUUGAAGUUAAAAAAUGAAUUACCGGACAAAUCUCAACUUGAAAAGAGAUUCAAAGACGUGCAAAAAUGGCCUCAUUGGAAAAAUGAACAUAAUCUGUGCUGGUUAGACGUUUUACUCACAAUUUUCGUCCAUAAUUCAGUUUUAAGAAGGCUUCUAAGGAUGGAGGAGAAUCAUAGGACCACUUUACACCAAUUAAUAGCUACUUACGAUGAUAUGAUACUGCUAUUGAAUCCGCAUUUAAGAAGAGUUUCGCCCGAAAGUGAUAUUGAGGGAAGAUAUGAAUUAGAUAGUUCUUCGGUUGAGGAUGUAGUGGAACAACAUAUGAAUAAUAUUCGUUUCACAGUUCUUGACUCCUUAAUACCUGAUUUACGAAAUUAUAAAAUUGGUAAUGCUGAAAGUCCAGUGAAUGCCUUAAAACUACUCAUGAAAAAUUCUGCUAAUAUACGGCAAUUUCUACAAGUUGAAUUCACAAACACAACUGUAUGUCAAACAUGUGGAGCGUCCGAUACAACAAAUUUAGUUAGAGACUUUGUCACAAUACCAUCUCCAACUAAAAACCUAAGCUUUAGAGCACCUACCUACCUUCGAAAGUGUCCUAAUAUCAAAUGCAAAAACUUGGAAGCCCAUAGCACUAUAAAAUGGAAAAAUUUACCUCCCUGCUUUGCGUUUCUAUUUCCAAACGGCUAUAAUCCUGAAAAAUCAAGAAUUGGCAAUAUAUUGCAGUACCUAAAUUUUGAAUUUGAGCAGAAAAUGUACAAGUUGAGAGCUGUUAUUCAACUUGUUGAGAAGAAAUUUAAAGGAGCAGUCAAUCAUUUUAUAACUUGGAUCAGGGAUUACGAAUGUGGCCACUGGAUGCGAUGCGAUGAUUUAUCGAAUGCUGAACUACGUUUCCAGAAAAAUACACCUCUGAUCUAUUCCACUGAAAUUUCCAUGCUAUUUUUUGAAAUUUCCGAUGAAGAUCCUGUAAACCUUAAACCUAGAGUGACCACACCAGUACGUACCAAACAAGCUCAUGCAGCUAUUCCGAAUCCUAUUCAGCACAACUCUAAUGGAAAAUCAAAAUUUGACUUCAGUUCUCUAAGUAGUUUUCCAUCAUAUCAGAGAAAAAUAUCGCAUUCAUCACUUUCAUCCCCCGUUUCUGAACCUUCGGGAAGACGAAGGAAGCGAACGAGGGAUAGCCUUAGUGUAACAAAUGGGGUGACAGUGAAUCUUAUUCCUAUAUGUAAAAAGCCCAAAAAGUCGGUUAAAGAGACUCUAAUUCCCGUAAGCGAAAACACUACGUCAAAAGUUGAACAGGUGCCAUCCGAAAUUAAGGAAGAUGCAAGUGUCAAUGCAGUGGAUGAAUCAGAAUGUAAGAAAACAGAAGACAAUGGAAUGAGCGAACAUGAUAUUACAAGAAUAAUUGAUCCUUUGCUCCCAAACAACUUGAGUACUGAUUAUGAUUUAAUGAGAGCAUUGAAUGACGAUAUUCUAUCGGGAUUUCUAACUGAAACUUAA